GCUUCGCAUUCAAUUUCUUCUCUUCUUUGCGCGCGGUUCGUUCACUGGUAAAAAUAAUCGUCCCGUAGUCCCGAGAUCCGUUUGUUAUUCCGACUCGAAUAAAAUCUAUCAAAUAAACAAAAAAGGAAUCCUUCGAGAAGAGAAAAACGUGUUAAAAAUAGCAACAAAAAAAUAAAGAAACAAAAAAGUGUGCAAUAAGUAAAGAAAGUAGAGACCCCAAAGAAAGUUGAAAGUUGUAAACCAGAAUCUCGUCGAGAACAUAACAAGAAAAGUCCACAAAAAAAAACAUACACACAUACGCAAAAAUGAGUGUCUGUGAAAGCAAAACCGUUGUGCAACAGCAACUGCACCAACACUUGGAGCAACAAGCAGCCGCUGCAGCCGUUGUUGCGGUGGCGCAGCAGCAUCAGGCUCACGCUCAAGCCCUGGCGCAGCAACAGCAGCAGGCGCCGCAGGUGGUGGUCCCCAUGGCCCCGCAGCAUUUGACCCCGCAGCAGCAGCAGCAGAGCACACAGAGCAUCGCCGAUUAUUUGGCCCAGUUGCUCAAGGAUCGCAAGCAGCUGGCCGCCUUCCCCAAUGUUUUUACUCAUGUUGAAAGGCUCCUGGACGAAGAAAUUGCACGCGUACGCGCCUCCCUGUUCCAGAUCAAUGGGGUCAAGAAGGAGCCCCUGACUCUGCCCGAGCCCGAGGGAUCGGUGGUGACGAUGAACGAGAAGGUUUAUGUGCCAGUACGCGAACAUCCAGAUUUCAACUUUGUCGGUCGCAUUUUGGGACCCCGCGGCAUGACCGCCAAGCAAUUGGAGCAGGAGACUGGUUGCAAGAUCAUGGUCCGAGGCAAGGGCUCGAUGCGCGACAAGAAGAAGGAGGAUGCCAACCGUGGCAAGCCUAACUGGGAGCAUUUGUCCGAUGACCUGCAUGUCCUGAUAACCGUCGAGGACACCGAGAACCGUGCCACAGUCAAGUUGGCCCAGGCCGUUGCCGAAGUUCAGAAGUUGCUCGUGCCGCAAGCCGAAGGCGAAGAUGAGCUAAAGAAACGUCAACUUAUGGAAUUGGCGAUUAUUAACGGCACUUAUAGGGACACAACAGCGAAAUCUGUCGCAGCUUUUUCAUGCGUUGGCUCUGCUUCUUAUCUGUAUCCCGCAGUGUGCGAUGAGGAGUGGCGCCGCCUGAUGGCCACCUCUGAUAGCCGCCUAUUGACGCCCACCGGCCUGCCCGGCCUAGCUGCCCAAAUACGUGCCCCUGCCACCGCCCCGCUGGGCGCACCAUUGAUUCUCAAUCCCAGAAUGACCGUACCAACGACAGCGGCCAGCAUACUGUCCGCCCAGGCAGCCCCCACAGCCGCCUUUGACCAGACCGGCCAUGGAAUGAUCUUCGCACCGUACGAUUAUGCGAACUAUGCCGCCCUCACUGGCAAUCCUCUGCUCACGGAAUAUGCUGAUCAUAGCGGCGCCAUUAAGCAGCAGCGUCGUUUGGCGACUAACCGCGAACAUCCCUAUCAGCGAGCAACGGUCGGAGUGCCAGCCAAGCCGGCGGGUUUCAUUGAGAUACAGUAAAUACUCGUUAACAGUAAAUCAAAAGAAGUCCAAAAGUAACCUUUAUUUUUCAUAUCAACAGUAACAGCUGAAGCACUCUUUUUUUAAUAUCAAUAAUUUCCAAAAGAAAAACGAACGAUUGUGUUUUUGGCCUGCUUUUAGAUUAUGUUCACCAGGCAGCGUCCAUCAAUUUAGUUCAAUUAUUUUUUAACAUUUUUGCUAUUUAUUUAAACAAAAACAACAACAAGCUGCUCUUUAAGUAAUUUUCUUUAAAAUAAAAAAAACAAAACUGUAUAUCCGAUGAAACCUGGCUGGGAAACGUUGGCCCGGCCAGGCCGCUCUGCCCCUGAUCAGAGUUCCGCAAAAGAAAUUGUCAAGCGCACCGCCUCCACAGAAGAGCACGGAGUGAAAGUAGCAACAGCAGCAGCAGCAUCUAAGCAGAGCCAAGUGUGUGUUGUGUUUGUGCACAUCUCUGAAGCUAACAAAAGAUAUAUCUAAAAAAAAAAACAUAACUAAAAGCCAGAAAAAACUGUCACUCAUACAACUACUAAAACAACACUCAACACUCUUUGCCACACAACCAGCAGAUGCGGCACUUGCAACACAGCGACAGCAACAGAACAGCAGCAACAUCAGUAUGUAUUGAAUCUUGUGGCCAUUAAACACUGUUACGUUUUGCCAGCAAACAAAGCAAAGCAAUUAAGCAAACAAUCGAUAAGAGAAUCAAACAUAGAACUUAGUUUAAUUAACAUAAUCUAAAGGAAAAUACAAGUUAGUUAUUAGUCUAAAAGUUCAACGAACAAAAACAUACUUAAUGCAAAAACACAUAUAUAUAUAUGUUACUAUAUAUAUUUAUAUAAUAUGCAUAUACAAGUCUGUAUAUAAUUACCCCCCCCAAGAAGAAAAAAACCCCCUUAAUGGAAAUAAGUAAAAUCAUGUUAACGGAAUCUCAUCCAAGAAACUCUACUCAACAUAAAGAAACUGUUUUAAUUUUUUUUAAUAUAACUGCACUUUUAACUCAAAUCGGAAAAAUGAAUCUUAGAAAUUUUCUCAUAUUUUUUGCUUUAAAAAACUUUUAAGAAUCGGGCUUAAGAUUAACACCUUUUCAGCCUAUUCUAUUAUUUUUUGUUAAACUGACGCAAAUUCUUGUUAAUGAAGUAUUUUUUGAUUAUGUUAUAUAUCUAUAUAUCUUCUAUAUUUCCCCAUUACGCAACCCCACCACAAAAUGAUUGUGUGAAAAUGUAGGUGGGGUGCGGAAAGGGAAACAAUAUCAUGCUAAAAAAAAAAAACAAAACACAUUUAACAGCCAUAUUUAGUUAAUGAAACCAACACAUAAUAUGAUGCUAGAUAGCAUCGGGCAUUCAUAAUGUACAAUUAAACGCUAAACUUAAAUUAUUUUAAAUAUUUUAAAGCUAAUUAAUUAUGUAUUAUAUGCAGAAAUAAACAAAAAAAAAAACAACAAACUUACUUUUUUAAACGAAUAAAUGUUCUUGAAAGCGAUAAAGUAGAAUUCUUUAAUUUGAAAUAAAUAAAACUUGUUAAAACUGAAAAUAUUUAACUAUUAUUUUUUUAAAACUGUAAAUGAGAGAUAUAAAAUAAAUGCAGAACGUUGAUUAGCAAAGAACAAAAAGUAGAGAGAGAGCGAAAGUGAAUUGCAUUUAAUUGAUGGUACAAAGCAGCCGCUGCUUGCAAACUUUUAUUUUGAAUUAAAGAAUUUUAAACAAUUUUUGUUGCAAAAAAGAAGAAAUGUUAUUAAUAUGUGCCUUAAACAAAUUGUGUAAUCGGCACCAAUCAAAAUAAUCUUUAAAAAUAAAAUAUUAAUACAAAAAAAAAAAAAAGAAAAGAAAAGAUCAGAAAGUAUAGAGAAAACACUGUUGAAAUUAUUCUGCAAAAUGUGAGACUUAUACUCAGAAACAAAAAACGAAGUUCAACCGUACUGGCAGUUGAUCUAACCUUAUAAUAUAUAUAUUUAAUAAACAUAAUCAUAAUGUAUAAUUCUUAUUUAUAAUAUAUAUAACAAACGGCAAUCGUGCAAUCGUGGCAAACCUUGCUUAUGAUUAGUUCUGAAUUGAUUUUAACACAAAAGGACAUGUAAUUCUCUCGAUGAUUGUGUAACCAGAAAGAAAGGAUAAACCUUUAGCUAUAUUCUCAUAACAUUAAUCGAAUGCUGUGCACCUUUAAUAACGCACCUGAAACAUUAUAUAUUCAUCAUCCAAUGCCAGCAUUAAAAUUUUAACUGCAUAAAUGAAGAGAAUCACUGAUUUAUUGUGAGAUAAUCCAUAUGUUCAAAACCUAAUAAAAUAUAUCAAAUACGCACAUGUAAUUAAUGGCAUAUGUACGAGUGUAUGUAUGUACGAUUAUGUAUAACUUUUUGCAUAAAUAAAUGUUUAUAAAAAAAAUAA
Molecule: messenger RNA, 3934 nt
Organism: Drosophila eugracilis
Lineage: Eukaryota; Metazoa; Arthropoda; Insecta; Diptera; Drosophilidae
Gene: how
Product: protein held out wings
Exons: 9
Coding region: 306-1553 (415 amino acids)
Biological process (GO): regulation of mRNA splicing, via spliceosome
Cellular component (GO): nucleus
Molecular function (GO): mRNA binding
Source: RefSeq, a predicted model, not a curated record